AUGCUGCAAAUGAUAGAGAGCAAAGCUCUCAACCUCUCCACCUUUAAAUUUGUCUUCGACGGUGACCAAGUACAAUUAUCUCUUGUGUCUUCACAAGUGAAGAACAUAAGUAUGGACUGUAUAGAUGACUGCAACCUUCUCUGUUAUGCUAUUACCAAGCUUCCAUAUAUCACACCAAAUGUUGAAACUCUUCGUUUGUCUUCACUUAGUGAGAUGGUUACUACACCCAUGGCAGCAGCCAAAUUCCUCCACCUCAAGCACUUGGAAAUUUAUCUUGAUGGAGACAUUUCCCAAGGAUAUGAUUAUUUGUCUUUGGUUUCUUUUCUCAGCGGUUCUCCUGUUUUGGAGACUUUCAUCAUUGGCGUAGAUCAGGACGAAAUGUCGUUUCAUUCAGUUUUUGGAGAUGCCUCACAUAUGAGGCAGAUGCUUGAACACAAGCAUGGUAGCCUCAAGAAUGUGACGAUCUUGGGUUUCUGCUCCGCGAAGAGCAUGGUUGAGCUAACAUGCCAUAUUCUUGAGAAUGCAACGUCACUGGAAUGUAUCACCUUGGACAGCGUAUUUUAUCGGAAUGACGACGACGAUGUUGGCAGGUGUUCUUUAACUUCUACCCGCAAAACUGGUGACUGCUACUAUCUGAGUAAUGAAAAGAUCUUGGAAGCCUAUAACGGGCUCGAAGCCAUCCAAAGAUACAUCGUGGGGAGAGUACCCUCCGCUGUUAAGCUAGAUGUCCGGGGGCCCUGUUGCCGGUGCCAUACUUUGGAGCUCUAG
Molecule: messenger RNA, 768 nt
Organism: Miscanthus lutarioriparius
Lineage: Eukaryota; Viridiplantae; Streptophyta; Magnoliopsida; Poales; Poaceae
Source: the annotation of a GenBank genome assembly